Messenger RNA from Drosophila sechellia, 2169 nucleotides. RefSeq lists its product as uncharacterized. Bases 701 to 1354 code for a protein of 217 amino acids. The record is from RefSeq and is a predicted model, not a curated record. Lineage: Eukaryota; Metazoa; Arthropoda; Insecta; Diptera; Drosophilidae. The transcript is spliced from 2 exons.
GCUAACAUUCAUUCGAUUGCUGUGGACGGUCGCACGGAGUUCACCUGGGAAACGGUUGCGCGGUUUCCAUUCCAUCAAAAAUAUCAUGCUUAUAAUCGACUUAUUAAUCAACGAUUAACCAAAAUAAAAUUCGUCAAAUAAGAGGUUCAAAAAAAUAAAUCUGGAGAUGUCCUCAGCAACUACCGGAAUACAAAAGACAGGUUUUAAAAACUCUAGAUUUGUCAGGAGCUUUGCGGUGAGAAAAAGAGAAUGUAAGUAAGGGAAGAUGUUUACAUUUACCAAGUUUAAAUUUACUUAAGGAUAAAACGAAUUUUAAAAAAGGCUGUAUAUGUAUAUUCAGACAAUUGGAUUUGGUUGGAGCAUAUGAUUAUCUGCUGAUUGGAGCCCUACAAUUUAUCGGUGGACAGUUAAGAGGGCUUCCUUACCUAUAGAUUGAAUUACAUAUAUUUUUUCAAUCUUCCGUUUCGUUGCAUUGAAAGGUUAAGCAUUAAGAAAAAUUGGUCUAAUUAACGAGUGAUGUAUUCGUUAAAAAGAAAGACUAUUGAAAAAGUUUCUACCCGAUUGGUCUUAGUAGGGUUUUCACCUUUCUUUCCCACUGACAGCUAAAAAAAACCAAAAGGAAACCCUGUCAGGUUGUGACUUUACUUUUAGCCUAAUUUUCUCAGAGACGUUUGCAUAUUGCAAUAGCCACGCCACAGCUAUGGCCCCAAGGAAAUGGAUCUCGAGGAUUGCAUCACGCAGUCUGGCGACAGUGGAGCAAGUGACUAAGCGCACCAACUGCCGCUCGGUUGGCACCCAAACCGAUGUCCUGGCUAAGGGUCCGGCAAAGCGCAAGAAGGUCCAGAACAAGGUCAAGUUUCUGUCUUCGCAGCCACCGCCGUCCCAGUACUUGGCCAUCCACCUGAUGCCGGCAGUCAAUCCACAGGCAACUGAAACAAUAAAACGGCGUCCGGCUACAUUCUCAUAUUUUCUCCCCGGUCCUAAUGAGAAGUCUUCCCAGGCGGUGGCCGACCGAAUCGCUGACGCAACCGAUCGGGUCAUCACCGCAAGCUCCGGAGAACGGCAUAUAAGCUACCUGAGGUCUGUGGUGAGCAACCGCCGCGAAGAGGCCAACCAGUGGGAUCGUAACCGUCUGAGAAUUCUGCUGGCCCAGAUCAAUGGCGAUCCACCGCCACGCUGGAACUCGGCCACCCAGUUGUGGCUAGAGGUCGACAUGCUGGAGAAGCGCAUAGAGGCCUACGACCAAGGGGAACUGCCGAAUGCCAAGAAUCGCAAUUUGGACAGGAAGAAGGAUAAGGGGCCGUCAGAUGAAGAGGACCAGCGGAUGACUUUAAAGGGAACGCGCCGUACAUAGACGGAUCACCCUUGGCACCUUUUCAUACUACGAAACUCGAAUAUUUUAUAUUCAAUGGCUAAUCUAUUAAGUCGAACUCGACACAUUGCAUUUAUUUGUACACACAAAAAAUGGAUUCGUUCAAAUCCUUAAGCGAUUCAUUAUUUAAUUAUGCUCACUAAAUAAGUUAUGGCGAAAUAUUGAUUUGCAAUCAUUACAGUGGAAAAUGGUACUUUGGCCGUAUCUUAAAGCAAAUAAAUCAGCGAAGGAUAUGGAUUUUUUUAAUUACCGUAAAAUAGAUUUAUAAUUUUAAGGACGCAAGCGUCAGCAUCAUCAUUGAUGAUGAUUGAUUUUUUAAACAACGCAUUUUUGACGACCUUUUGCUGUAAUUGAUUUUUGGUAGAAUAGCCCGAUAUGCCAGACCAUAUUUAAAGCAGCCGUCCCAUUUUGGGCUUCAUUCCGGGCAGCCAUGCGAUUCGGUCUGUUUUUUAAUUGCAAAACAAGUGCACUGUGGUUUUUUAUGCGUUUUUUUUUGGCAGAAAUUCGAAAUGAUGACCUAUCUUCACCAAAUUUGGUUUGUGUUACUCUUUUCUUCCCCCAAGAUGAUUCACAAAGUUUCAAGUGAUUUGGUCAGCUUUCAUAUAUCUGCCAUAUAAACGAUCUGGCCGAUAUGCCAUAAAAAUAUUUAGCUUACAAAAAAAAAAAAAUUUUGUAUCUAUAUUUAAUUAUAUUAUAUUAGCAUCAUAUUUAGCAUCAAAAAUAUCUGAAUUAAAAUCAUUCACAUUCAUUAAAUGCGUUGACUUUGCUCCGCAAAUCGGGCAACAUUGGCAAGAGUU